AUGGCUACCUUUAUAUUCUCUCUCCUUCUGCUGGCGGUUGCUAGAGGAGGAGCGUCUUACGGAGAGUUCUGGGGGCACGGAACUCUCGUGGCGAAGCCGAAGGUAGAUAUCGUAGAAACUGUUGUAACGGGUGGAGCUGGUGGAGGAACUGCGUGGAUUCGUUCACUCUCAGGUGAACUGCAGCUUUCAUACUGCAAGAAUAGCAGUCGCCUUGCUGCUGCGUCGAGAACCGGUGUUGCUGUUCCGGAGGACAUUCGUGAUUUCGGCCGACUUAACAUUUACCACUGGCUCAAGCCCACCCUGACACAGCAGCAGCUGCAGCAGCUUGAGGAACAGCAUCAGCAACAGCAGCAACAACAACAGCAGCAGCCGGGAGGCCUUCUCGGUGCCCUCAGUUACUUUUAUGACUUCGAUUUACAUUUGCAGCGUGUCGGUCAUGAGGCGUAUUACAGAGGUGCAGCAAUUGCAAUGGCAGAGGCGGAAGCAGAGGCAGCAGAAACGGCAAGGGAAGCGUUGACAACAGCAGAGGCUAAACCCGUGAACCGACCUGUACCCUUUAGUGUGCAGCACUCACUUCCAGUGAGCUUCCCAGAAGACUUGACGCUAGCCGCGCAGCAGCAGGAGCAACAACAGCCGCAGGCUGAGAGGCCGCACGAACAGGAAGAGGUAGAGGAGCCCCAGGGCGGUGGCUUGCUGCUGGAAGUUUGGCUGCCGGGUGUAGACGCAGCUGAUAUUAAAGUGCAGCUAGCCUGGAUAGGGAGGCAAAGGGAAGCAGAGACGGAUUCAGGUUUUGACCCGCCUCGAGCGUCCUCAUCUGUUUUAAGCGACUUGAGUCGUACGCACACCGUGAAUGCGUGGCACUGGCCAGAAGAGACCGUGUCUGCCGCUGAAGAGAGAAUUACAAACCGCCUACAGCCCCGCUACCCUCCUCCUUUGCUGCCUUCUCUUAUUAUCAAUGCACCGAAGAGCAGCCGCGUGCUUAAAUGGGAGGCAGAGACGUUCAAGACGAGGUUCAGACAGGGAAGAGGGCUGGAGUACCAAAGAUACCAACGAGCUGUUAGGCUCACGUGGCCUGCUGCUUGGGAACGAGCAGAAAGUCGAUUUGACUGCGGCCGCCUAUUAGUUGUUGUUCCUCCGCUGCCCACUGACGCUGACAAACCUGAUCUACUGCAGCACCAGGAACUCUCACCAAUCGUUGUUCCAGUACAGGAGCUAUCCGCGCCCCUGCCUCCUUACCCUGGCUUCUUCAUAACCAAUACACGCUUGGACUGGACAUUUAAUUUCUCGCGAUUUCCCCAUAUUUACGAUUUGUCCGAUGAUGCCUUUGCCAUCAAGCGGGAGCUCCAAGACACCGCAGACGGAAAUGUACAAGUGCGGGCAGAAAAAGUAGCAGCAAGCACCAUCAAACCCAAAGUACGAGUUGUCACAAAGAAAAACUGGAAAAUUGCGUGA
Molecule: messenger RNA, 1452 nt
Organism: Eimeria necatrix
Lineage: Eukaryota; Apicomplexa; Conoidasida; Eucoccidiorida; Eimeriidae
Exons: 6
Coding region: 1-1452 (483 amino acids)
Source: RefSeq, a predicted model, not a curated record